GUCAAGGCAACCAGGGCUUUUCCUUUGAUGGACUCAAAAAUCUCAUUCGAAUUUUAGAUCGCAUUUCUAACACAGCAAAGAUUUACGACAAAAAAAUAUUAAUCAUUAAAUUUAUGCAUUUAUAAAAUAAUAUUAAUCAUUCGUUCGCAGUGAACUUGAAUUCUACGAGAGCUUAUUUGGCCAUUAUUCUCAAGGCAAGCCAUCUUUGUUUACGAGUUUACGACUAAACUCUACAUCUUACAAGGAAAAGGACUUGCUCAAUCAGAAAGGUGGGCGUGUACGAUGGUGGACUUCCGGCGGGAACUGGGACCACAGCUAGAGGAUCUCCGAUCAAAAGGCCUCUUCUGUGACGUCACUAUGGUGUUCCCCCAAGAUGGGCGGAAAAUGCACGUGCAUAGAAACAUUUUAGCAAGCUGUAGCCAUUACUUCCGAACUCUUUUCACCUUCAACAUGACGACAUCGGGACAUAUCGAGGUGGAGAUACCGGGGAUCACAUACUCAGACAUGGAGGCGAUUGUACAGUUUGCUUACACACACAAGGCUAACCUAACUGCCAGCAACAUAGAAUCCGUUAUAGUUACAGCUGACAGACUCAACGUCUUGGGGCUUUUAAAGGUGUGUGAAGACUUCCUGUUGGAACACAUGAACACAGACAACGCCAUAGGGAUCUACAAGAUCGCCAAGUACCUGCACUGUCGCUCCCUUGAGAGUCACACGUGGUCCUUCCUGCUCAAAAACUUCCACUUCCUGUACACAUCAAGUAACGAGUUCCUACAGUUGACGCCUGAUGAGCUGGUCCAGAUACUGCGAGCAGACGAUUUAAUUAUAGAUUCCGAGGACUACGCAUGUGCAGCCGUGGUGAAGUGGGUUUACUUCCUACCGGAUGUGAGGUCAGCUUAUCUCCCUCAGCUGUUGACGUCUGUUCGGCUGGGUUUGGUCUCCAGGGCAACCUACGACGCGCUCAUGCAGAAGUUCAGCUCGUUGCCAACAGAUUCUGAGUCCAUGUGCAUUUUACAGAAAGGUUAUGAGCUGUGUAGAGGCGCGGACGACACAAUUCUUCGGCCGCAACUGUGCCAGUCGCUAGGCAACCCUAUGCUUCGACCUCGAGUUCCGAACGAAGUUAUAUUUGUCCUGGGUGGAUGGUCGAGGGACGGGGUGUGUGCGGACAUGGAGACAUACGACAACAGAGUGGACAAAUGGUACGAGAAUGAAAGUGAAUCUUACGAGCACAGCCUCGCGUACCAUGCGAUGGUGGCUGUGGACAAAGCCCUGUACGUCAUUGGGGGCUAUACGACGGUGAAAUAUCUCAAUUCUGCCAAAAGAUUUGAGCCUUUAACAAAAACCUGGUCGGAGAUUGCUCCGAUGCACAGUAGUCGAUGCUACGUGUGUGCUGCUGAACUGGGUGGUCUAAUUUACGCUUGUGGUGGAUUUGACGGCACAAACCGACAUAGCUCUGUUGAACGUUACUGUCCGGUUAAGAAUCAGUGGCAACUGGUUUGUGACAUGUCCAGUGUCCGAAGCGAUGCAGGUGCAUGUGGAGUAGAUGGAAAAUUGUAUGUGGCUGGUGGUUUUAGUGGCACAGAAUGCCUGAACACAGCAGAAUGUUAUGACCCAUCAUCCAACCAGUGGACCAACCUCACACCCAUGAGUUGUCAGAGAAGUGGUGUCACAGUAGUAGCCUUCCAACAUGCAAUCUAUGCCAUUGGUGGUUUCAACGGGUCGGUCAGGUUAGAUGAAGUUGAAAAAUACUAUCCAGAUAGAGGAGGUUGGUUUCCUGUAAAAGAGAUGCUAAAAGGGCGAAGUAACUUUGCUGCUGCAGUGAUAGAGAACAAAAUUUAUGUUGUUGGUGGUUAUGAUGGAUCUGGCACAACUGGUCAUGUUGAAUUUUAUGAAAGUGACAAAGAUGAAUGGACAGAAGCAGACAGUUUGAGAGUGGGGCGCAGUGCUGCAAGUGCAUGUACCAUCAAAGGCUUAGACAACAUACAAGAAUACACAUUUUAUGGAAAAGAGGCAACACUUGUAGCGCAGACUGACAGUUUUGAUUGGCAGAUUUCACCCUAUAUUUGUGCACCCCUCCAAGCAAGGAGUUGGAGUAUGAACACAAGGUCAAGGAAUAAAAGGCCGUCAUAGUACAUGAGUGCCAGUAGGUUUUCUACCACAUCUUAUAUCUGAUGAUUAACUGAUUCAUUUAGUAAUAUAAAAAGUGAAAAAUCCUACUUAAAAUGAUGUGUACUAACAUUGUAUAUUAUAAAGAGUGAAGCACUUAAUUAAACUGGUAGACUUGUGUAAAAGAGUAGUACCACAAGGAUUAACAAAUUAUGUUUAAAAAUGACAAACAUUAUGCAUGUUGCUAAGAAAAACCAUUGAACAUAAUGGAAUUAUUAUUUUUAAUAAAUACUGUAAUCUAUUUUAGAUUAAAGCUACUUUAUUAUUGCUAUUCAAGCAAUUUAAGCUUUGUAGCUUAUAUUAAUUAAGGGAGUGGGGUAUUGCGUUCACUUAAAUGAAGUGUCUUAUAUUGACAUGAAUUCAUGGCUUCCAGUUGAAAAUUUUAUUUAAAUGCUUUUGAAGAUUGAAUGCAAGUGUGAGACAAAUGUUUGAAUGAUUCAAAGAGUGUUUGUUUCAAAUGUUUUUUUUCAAUUAACAUUUUUAUGCAAUUCAAUUUUCAUUUAUAUAAACCCUUGACUAUUUAUGACAUUGAAGGGAUAGAAAUAUUUGUCAAUAAAUUAUCUAUAUUUGUAAAUGGUAAAUAAAGUGCAAUUAUGUAAAUGAUAAAUAUAUAUUUUACAUGAGAAACUGCUUCACAUGAAAGAAAUGUCUUAAAGUUUGUUCUUUUACAGAGAAGUGCUUUCUUUCUAUUUUUACUCUUACAAUAUAAAAAAAAUAUUACAGAAAAAUUAAAGUUGUUUACACUGAAAAGAAGGGAUUGAUGAGAUAUUCCAUAGACUAUAUACAUGAUUGCUUAGACCAGACUGACAGAUAGAGACAUCAAGUUUACAGUCAUUAUUUAUGUUUUUUGCAAGAGCUUAUUGAAAAAGUCAUCAGUACUCAUGAAAAGUUUUGCUCUCAUCAUCUGAUUUGGUUGUAAGAAAUUUACAUGUAUGUAUUAGUUUAAUAAAACAUGAUUUGAUAGAUGAUCUUUUAUCAAAUGAACAACACUAAAUUUGUAAGCAAAAAAUAAACAUGAACAAAGAA
Molecule: messenger RNA, 3192 nt
Organism: Physella acuta
Lineage: Eukaryota; Metazoa; Mollusca; Gastropoda; Physidae
Product: kelch-like protein 10
Molecular function (GO): protein binding
Source: RefSeq, a predicted model, not a curated record